AAUACCAUGGCGCCCUCUGUUAGUACUAGAUGUAUAUGUCAGUUUGGUAAUGACGUUUCUUUGUUUACACUUUUAGUUGUUUUUUUUACUUUUUAUUUAUUUUGUCAUUUGCCGCUUAAAAUAUAAGUAAUAGCUAUAUAACUUAUGUUUUUAUCCAUUAAAAGUGAAGUGAGGCAAUUCACUUCGUAGCGCUUCGAUAUUUUCAAUAUCAGAACAUCAGAAUACAUAUUAGUGUGUCCUGUAAUUCAGCAAUGGAAGGUUGUCUAGUUUAAAAAGGUAUUAUAACUGUUUUAUACAAGUAAUAUAUGAAUGUUAUGACUGAACUAACAACUUUGACGACAUUAAAAUGCAAACAGCAAGCCAUACGAGCUGUAAGAUUCAACAUAGAUGGUACCUACUGCCUCACAUGUGGGGCAGACAAAAAGAUAAAGCUCUGGAAUCCUCACAGGGAACUACUCCUGAAAACCUAUGGAGGUCAUGCUAAUGAGGUCUUAGAUGCAGCUGGAUCUUGUGACAGCAGCUAUAUUGUAUCAGGAAGUGCAGAUAAAUCUGUAAUCUUAUGGGACGUAACCACAGGACAACCGAUACGGCGAUACCGCGGCCAAGCCAGUUCUAUAACAUGUGUGAGGUUCAACGAAGAAUCGACUAUGGCAGUUUCAGGAUCCAUAGACAACACUGUCGCUUUUUGGGAUGUCGUCAGUCGAAGACAAGAGCCUGUGCAACUGUUAAAAGAUGCUAAAGAUACUAUAACUUCAAUACAAGUAACGGAUCAUGAAGUUAUGACUACAUCUGUUGAUUGUCAUGUACGAUUGUAUGAUAUUAGGGUUGGUAAGAUGAUUUCAGAUUAUAUUGGAGAUGUAAUCACAUAUGGGAGCAUGACACAUGAUGGCCAGUGUUACAUACUCAGCUGUUCGGAUGGAACUAUUAAAUUAUUUGAUAAAGACUCUGGGGAAUUGCUAAAUACUUUUAAAGGGCAUGAAAGUAGCGAUUAUUUGUUGGAGAAUGCCGUAAAUGAGAAGGAUAGCCACAUAAUAUCCGGGUCUGCUACUGGUGAGGUUUUUUACUGGGACUUAAUAAGCAGUAGUUGUACACAGAAGUUAGUUCACACUACAAAUAAGCCAACUAUAUCUCUGAGUCAUCAUCCAACUGAAAACUAUCUGCUGACAGCAUGUGAAGAUGAAAUAAAAUUGUGGGGUGUUCGACGUGAAGAAAACUAAACUUUUUUUAUGAUUCUGUAUGGCUAUUAUAAUAAAAACUGUUUUAGACAUAAUUUUUUAUUAAAGAAAUCUAUACAUAUAAAUAAAAUUGGAGUGUCUGUUUGUAAUAUUGAAAUAACAGUUUU
Molecule: messenger RNA, 1342 nt
Organism: Achroia grisella
Lineage: Eukaryota; Metazoa; Arthropoda; Insecta; Lepidoptera; Pyralidae
Product: WD repeat domain-containing protein 83
Exons: 2
Coding region: 306-1217 (303 amino acids)
Biological process (GO): mRNA splicing, via spliceosome
Cellular component (GO): catalytic step 2 spliceosome
Molecular function (GO): protein binding
Source: RefSeq, a predicted model, not a curated record